CCUCUGUGCAGCUCCAGCAGCAGCACGCAGAGGACCGUGACCGGGGUCGACGGCACUGCGCAUGCCCGAAGCAACUUAAUAUGAAUGCUGCCUCACGUCUCAAGACAUCUCACAUCCAGGUAGGGAUAUCAUCAGUUUAUUUAUUGACUUAUCAUUUGUCAACCAGUCUUCGGUCUCGUGCUGUAGAGUAACCAGCAUGGGCAGUUAAAAAAAAACAGAAAAGUUAUCUGCAGUGUGGAGGACAGAAGGUUUGUAAAACCCCAGAGCGUUGCCCUCCUCUCUUCCCGCUCGGGCAGUCCAUCAAGUUUCCAGCACCAUGGCUGAAGAAGACUAUGGCAGCUUUGUGGACUGGAACCAGAUGGGGGACCUGGCCAAGAGCAGCGGGCCCACCAAGAUAGACUGUAAAGACCUGAAAGAGUUCAAACAGAUGGCUCGGCAGGGUUACUGGGCCAAAAACCACAAACUACGGGCACAAGUAUACCAGCAGCUCAUCAAAGCCAUUCCCUGUCGUACAGUUACCCCAGAUGCAGAAGUAUAUCGUGAUAUUAUGGGAAAUGCAGCCACUAAGAAGCCCUCCUCCCACAUGCCACUGCCUGAGUUUGUGGAUGGAAGCCCUGUACCACGGUACUGCCUUAAGGCAGAUGCAGUAGCCUCAGCACAUCAGAUUAUCAACUGCCUGGCUGGACAGUUUCCAGAUAUCUCCCAUUGCCCAUCACUUCCAGCUCUUACUGCUUUGCUUCUGCACUUCAGCGCAGACGAAGCUCAGUGUUUUGAGCACAUCAGCCGCAUACUGGCCUGCAACGAACCAGGCAAGCGCCUGCUGGACCAGACUUUCCUGGCAUAUGAGUCUAGCUGCAUGACUUUUGGCGACCUGGCCAACAAGUACUGUGCACCCGCCCACAAACUGAUUGUAGCCACAGCCCAGGAUGUGCUGGAGGUCUACUCAGACUGGCAGCGCUGGGUGCUCGGUGACCUGCCUUUCAGCCAUGUGGUCAGGGUUCUGGAUGCCUACCUGGUGGAGGGCUACAAGAUUCUCUACCGUGUGGCUAUAGCCUUGCUCAAGUUCUAUCGCAAGCAUAAAGCAGGAGCCCAGGGAGGCCAGGGCAACCAGCAGCAACAAGAUUCAGGCAAAGUCAGGGCAGACAUCCAGGCUUUCGUCAAGGGCAUUGCCUCCACCGUCACACCCGACAAACUGCUAGAGAAGGCCUUCUCCAUCCGUCUGUUUAGCCGUAAGGAGAUCACUCUGCUGCAGCUCACAAAUGAGAAGUCCUUGCAGCAGAAGGGAAUCACUGUCAAACAGAAGCGGCGGAAUGUGCAGCUGGCACUCAACCCUGACACCUUCUCCUCUGAGAUUGUCAGUGCCAAGGAGAUGCGGGACAUCUGGUCGUGGAUCCCAGAGCGCUUUGCCCUGUGCCAGCCACAGCUCCUCUUCACCACUUCCACCCAUGGCUGCAGCUUGAACAGAUUCUACUCACAUUGUGAAGGCUAUGAACCCACUCUCCUCCUCAUCCGGACCACAGAUAGUGAUGUAUGUGGAGCCUUCCUAUCCACAGAUUGGGAGGAGAGGAAGAGAGGAGGCAACAAAUUGAGUUUCUUCGGCACAGGGGAGUGCUUUGUCUUUAGGCUGAAGCCAGAGAUGGAGCGCUAUGAGUGGGUGGUAAUCCGCCACCCUGAGCUAGCUUCCUCCAUCAAGACCCAGGCUGAAGAGGACAAUGCCACCUCUGACGGCCAAAACUCAGAGAACAAUAGCUUACAGCAGCCGGAGAAACCCGCUGGAGAUCUGUCACCAUUCCUCUCCGCUCGCCACUUCAACCUUAACUCCAAGAAUACUUCUAUGUUCAUGGCUGGAAACUUUGACUCCAUCAUAGUGGGGGGAGGUGAAGGCAACGCUCUUUACAUUGACUCAGAACUGAACCAUGGGCGCACUGGCAGGUGCGCCACCUUUGACAACCCGCCCCUGUGUGCAGAGAGCUUCCAGGUUUCACUGCUGGAAGCAUGGGGUUUCCAGGAUGCCAUGGCCUCAUAAUGCUGUACACAUAAACACACACUACACAUACACGUAGAUCCAUACAUCAUACAGACAUGGACACAUAGGUGCAUGUUGAUGCUCACAGAUUUUAGCACUUAAACACAUUAAAGCAGAAAGUCAUUUUCAAAAAGUCCAAGUGUUUGAUGUAGAAAACACAGAUAUGCAAACAGAACAACAUCCGUCCUACAAAUUCUUCUAUGAUUAACUAUUUUUUAUUUAUUACUGCAGUUAAUCCAAAUUCAACAUAUGAACAAAUGUGAUAUUUUUGUUUGUUUUGUGUUUAUUUUUGUAUUGACAGAUUUGUGUUAUAGUGUACUAAUUGUGUUGAAAUGUGUGGUCAUAUGAAGGAACUGUUCAGGAUCAACUCUAGUUAAAGUCGAUAUGAGGUUCAUCUUGAGGUUUUUGUUGUUGUUUGUUUUUUAACGUUGACUGUGAUGUAUUCAUGUUCAUGCUGACCUACAACAUUUAAAUUUCUGAAUGUAAAUUCAGUACAUUAUGUUUUGUGGUUUAGCGCAGUCUGCCAAAUUUACUGUACAGUUAUCACUGCAGUCCUUAGGAAUAUAUCAUUUACCAGGCCAUGUUGAUAAGCUGAGGUUUACGAUAAAAUGUGUGCAGUUAAGUCCUCAUUUGGUGAUCAGUGUUUUUAAAUGUUGAAAGAGCAAAGCUUAGCCGUAGUAAAGUUGUACCAAGUCCUGUUGCGAUUCCCCACAUUUUUUGAUUUAUUGUACAUACAUAAUGUGGGAGAUCUGCUAAAGGAAUUAAUGUAGUUAAUGUUUGUGAAUAUCAGUGGUGGUUUUGAGUGUUGCCAUUUUGCACCAUAUGUCAAGCUUUCUUUUGAAUGAGUGGCAGUGUCUCCUUUGUAUAGUAUAUGAAUAUUCAUGUGAAUAACUACAAACUUUUUUUUAAAGAAAAAAACUCAAAAGGCGGUUUUGGUUUACCGGUAAUGGAGAUUAAUGCAGUUUGCUCAUCCUUCUCUUCCUCUGACCAUUUUCCUGUUAAUUCCGUCCUUUCCAAUGUUAAAAUAGUAACAAAAUAAAUUCAAAAUUGUGCCCUGUUGGCAAAGUGUUGUUGGGGUUAGACAACCUAUUUGUAUCCGUAUGUUCAAAUAUGUGCUCUGGUGAAACAUCAGUUGAAUAACGUUAAAUGUAUUCUACAUGUGAAAAUACAGCAAUAAUACGUUUUCAGGA
Lates calcarifer (barramundi perch) is the source of this 3216-nucleotide messenger RNA. RefSeq names its product TBC1 domain family, member 24 (gene tbc1d24). Bases 317 to 2026 code for a protein of 569 amino acids. The transcript has 7 exons. NCBI's taxonomy places the organism in Eukaryota, Metazoa, Chordata, Actinopteri, Centropomidae. The record is from RefSeq and is a predicted model, not a curated record.